Aspergillus chevalieri is the source of this 219-nucleotide messenger RNA. RefSeq lists its product as uncharacterized. Lineage: Eukaryota; Fungi; Ascomycota; Eurotiomycetes; Eurotiales; Aspergillaceae. The transcript has a single exon. The coding region runs from base 1 to 219 and encodes 72 amino acids. The record is from RefSeq and is a predicted model, not a curated record.
AUGGUCCUUCUGGCUGCAAAUGCGGCAUCUAGGGGUGCGGGUGCAGGUCCGGGGGUUGUGAUAGUCCCAGCACUGUGUGCACUGUUCUAUGCGGGCCCGGGGGGGUUUAUGCUUGAUUGGUGUGUUCUUGCCGAAGAGCUGGACCCAUUUGGGCACUGUUUGAACUUGAGUUUCUGGGACUGCCAUGACAAGGGUGCCAGACAGCGGAUUCUUAUUUGA